This is a messenger RNA of Gasterosteus aculeatus aculeatus (three-spined stickleback), 1862 nucleotides long. It is a transcript of the gene gem, whose product is annotated as GTP binding protein overexpressed in skeletal muscle. Gene Ontology annotation, cellular component: plasma membrane. Gene Ontology annotation, molecular function: GTP binding; GTPase activity; calcium channel regulator activity. Gene Ontology annotation, biological process: negative regulation of high voltage-gated calcium channel activity. The record is from RefSeq and is a predicted model, not a curated record. Lineage: Eukaryota; Metazoa; Chordata; Actinopteri; Perciformes; Gasterosteidae.
AACCGCAGGGAAACCCCAUCGGAGCACCAGACGCACUCUGAUGGAGAAAGCAGAAUCCGCAGACACCAGCUGUCCGCGUCGCGCUGCCUUUUACCAGCCGAACAUUUUUGCAUCCGAGGAAAAAACUUUUUUGUGUUGUUUUUGUUCCCGUCUGAUCAUAGAGAAAGCUCCGUUUUAAAAAUAAACGGAUUAAUUACGGGGGGGAAUUCAUUUUACCGUAACAUAUUUUCUUUUUUUUAUUAUUUGUGACUGAGUUAAAGUUUUUUUUUGUUUUUUUUUUACUUUUAAGGACGAACUCGCUUCGAUUUCCCCCCAGAAGAGAAAACAACACCACCUGGCGAUUAGCACCGUCCGUGGUCCCAGGUCCCCGGCACCAUGCUGUCCAGCGUGCGCCGCCACAGCCUCCGCCUGCAGAACGAGCUCCACCGGUGGAGCAUCUGCGACCCGGGCAGCCAGCUGCUCUCGGACGGCCGGCUCCUCGCCCGGGGCCCCGCCUGCAUGUCCCGCUCCAAGUCCUGCACCGGCUCCGCCGAGGAGUCGGACGGGAGCCGCAGGAGCUGGUCCUCCUCCGACUCGGUCCGCUCUACCGACUCCUCCGGGGAUGCGGGGCGGGCACCCGGGGGGCCGUACCGGGUGGUGCUGCUGGGGGCCAGCGGGGUGGGCAAAACGGCCUUCAGCAGCAUCUUCGCCGGGGCGGCGGACAGCAUGGACAGCGAUGACUGCGAGCUGUGUGCCGAUGAAGUGUGUGAAAAGAAAAUUGAAGUGGAUGGAGAAGCUGCAACUAUAACUCUGCUGGACACAUCGGAUGCAGAGACCGACGACGGUCCGGCUCGGGAGCACUACAUGCAGACGGGCGACGCCUACCUGUUGCUGUACUCUGUGACAGACCGGGCCUCUUUCCUCCGAGCCUCCGAGCUCCGGAUCACCCUGCGGCGCUUCCGCCCUGCGCAGCACACGCCGAUCAUCCUGGUGGGGAACAAAUGUGACCUGGCGCGACGCAGAGAGGUGUCAGUAAACGAGGGUCGCGCCUGCGCAGCUGUGUUUGACUGCAAGUUCAUCGAAACCUCAGCCGCCGUGCAGCACAACAUCUGGGAGGCUUUCCACGGCAUGGUGCGACAGCUGCGGCUACGCCGAGAUUCCAAGGAGGCCAACAGGCGGCGCAGGCACACGUACUGCAACGCGCGGCGCGAGAGCCUCCCCAUGAAGGCCAAGCGCUUCCUCGACAAGGUGAUGGCGAAGAACAAUCCCAGCGUGGCGUUCUGGCUGAAAUCAAAGUCCUGUCAUGAUCUUUCUGUGCUGUAGAAACAUAAGCAGAAGCGGGCGUUUAAAUGUACGCCAAACCUUUUGAGCAGGUGAACAAGUGGCUGCUUGGAGAGCAGAAUUGGUGGACGCCCGAUGCCUUUAAGGGGCCACACGUUGGGUGGCGCAGUCCUGGGUGUGUUGACACCAGGCCGGUCUGGUGUACAAGAGAGGGGGUUUGCAGGCUUCCUGCACUGACAUCCACAUGUUGAGGUCCAAACCGGACUCAGUGGACGCAGCUCCGCCCGUGUAAUGGACCGGAACAAUCGGCUAAUGAAGUGACGUUUCCUGUUUAACGUCUGCCUCUACUUUGGAGGUUAGAAACCUUCUGAUGGAAACUGGGAGACGGAUGUUAUGUUUUGUGUUUUAAAUGUUAAUAUUAAUGUCUUUUCUCUUUGAUAAUUUGCAUGAGGAACAUUUAGUUGACUGUCUUUCUUUUUUUUUAUUAAUAAUGUGUGUUUUUCACUGACUGUAAAUACAUUGCGAUUAUGUGUUGUGUUUUGUUACCUGUAUGUUUAAAUUUUGCUCUUAGAAAUAAAGUGACAUCAUCCAAUUUAAGAAAA